AUGCAGAAUGACCUGAAUAAAAUAGAGGGAUGGAGUAAAACCGGGUUAUUGCGGUUUCAUCCGGAAAAGUGCAAACAUAUGCAUAGAGGAAAGAUGAACAACAAUACCAGUUGCAGUCUUCAUGGAAGAAGUUACAGAAGAAAAAGACAUUGGAGUCUAUCUCCUAUCUGUUAA
Messenger RNA from Lottia gigantea (owl limpet), 174 nucleotides. RefSeq lists its product as hypothetical. The coding region runs from base 1 to 174 and encodes 57 amino acids. The transcript has a single exon. NCBI's taxonomy places the organism in Eukaryota, Metazoa, Mollusca, Gastropoda, Lottiidae. The record is from RefSeq and is a predicted model, not a curated record.